This is a messenger RNA of Mirounga angustirostris (Northern elephant seal), 3878 nucleotides long. Its product is annotated as protocadherin beta-18-like. Gene Ontology annotation, cellular component: plasma membrane. The record is from RefSeq and is a predicted model, not a curated record. Gene Ontology annotation, biological process: homophilic cell-cell adhesion. Gene Ontology annotation, molecular function: calcium ion binding. The transcript has a single exon. Bases 208 to 2595 code for a protein of 795 amino acids. Lineage: Eukaryota; Metazoa; Chordata; Mammalia; Carnivora; Phocidae.
UUAAUCAGUGGAACUGAGAGCACAGGAGAAGCAGGAAGGGGAAAAGAGGGUUUCGAGAGAAAGCUAGGGAGCCAACAACACCCUCGUGACAGGAUUACAAGUCUAUAGAUCCCCAGUGGUCCAGGCUGAUAGAUGAGAGGAGCAAUUUAGAAGCUCUUUGCGGCUGAGUUGAAACAUUUCUGCAGAAACACGUUUGGCUAAGGAGCCAUGGAGCCAAGAGAGAGGCGCCAUCAGCGAAUAAGGCAAGUGCUGCUUUUCUUUGUUUUCCUGGGAGGGUCUUUGGUGUGUUCAGAGCCCUGGCGCUAUUCUUUGGCAGAGGAAAUGGAGAUCGGCUCCGUUAUAGCCAAUGUGGUGAAAGACAUAGGUUUAGGUGUGGAAGAUUUGGUUGCACGAGGGGCAAGAGUCAUCUUUGACGACUAUAAACCAUAUUUACUGUUGGAUCAGCAGACUGGCAACUUGCUCUUAAAUGAGCAACUCGACCGGGAGGCACUUUGCCACCUCACAGAGCCAUGUAUAUUGCAUUUCCAGGUAUUAUUUGAAAAUCCUUUACAAUUUUUUCGGGCUGAACUUUGGGUUAAAGACAUAAAUGAUCAUACUCCUGCCUUCCUAGACAAACACAUACUUCUGAAAAUCUCAGAAAGUACUGCUCCAGGAACCUCAUUCCAAAUGGACAGUGCUCAGGACUUGGAUGUAGGAAAGAAUGGUGUCCAAAACUAUACAUUAAGUCCCAAUCCUUAUUUCCACCUUAAAUUACAAGCCAGUGAUGACGGCAGAAAAUACCCAGAGCUGUUACUGGACCAAUUUUUGGAUCGAGAAAAGGAGCCCGAGUUUAGAUUAACGCUAACAGCCUUGGAUGGCGGGUCUCCGCCCAGGUCUGGAACCACACUGGUUCGUGUUUUGGUUUUAGAUAUCAAUGACAAUGCUCCAGAGUUCGAGAGGCCUGUCUAUGAGGUUCAGGUACCAGAAAACAGCCCUGUGGACUCCCUGGUCGUCCGGGUGUCUGCUACAGACUUGGAUGCGGGAAUAUAUGGAGAACUAUCUUACUCAUUUUCCCACGUCUCCACAGACAUACGGAAAACAUUUGAAAUCCACCCAAUUUCUGGUGAAAUCCAUUUAAAAGCUCUUCUGGAUUUCGAGUUAAUUCAGUCAUAUACAAUAAAUAUUCAGGCCGUUGAUGGGGGUAGCCUUUCCGGAAAAUCAGCAAUUUUAGUUCAGGUUGUGGAUGUGAAUGACAACGCACCAGAAAUAGUCAUGACAUCUCUUACCAGCCCCAUACCUGAAAAUUCGUCACCUGAAAUGGUGGUCGCUAUUUUUAGCGUACGAGACCAAGAUGCUGGGGACAACGGGAGGACGGUGUGCUCCAUUCAGGAUGACCUCCCUUUUCUCUUGAAGCCUACCUUCAAGAAUUUCUACACCCUGGUGACAAAUGGGGCGCUGGACCGAGAGAGCCAGGCCGAGUACAACAUCACCAUCACCGUCACUGACCUGGGCACCCCCAGGCUGCAAACCCAGCACCACAUGACGGUGACGGUGUCCGACGUGAACGACAACGCGCCGGCCUUCAGCCACACCGCCUACACCCUGCGGGUGCGCGAGAACAACAGCCCCGGCCUGCACAUCGGCCGCGUGAGCGCCGCGGACAGAGACGCGGGCGCCAACGCGCAGGUCACCUACUCGCUGCUGCCGCCGCACGACCCGCGGCUGCCCCUGGCCUCGCUGGUGUCCCUCAACGCGGCCACCGGGCAGCUGUUCGCGCUCAGCUCCCUGGACUUCGAGGCGCUGCGCGCGUUCGAGUUCCGCGUGGGCGCGGCCGACCGCGGCUCGCCGGCGCUCAGCAGCCAGGCGCUGGUGCGCGUGCUGGUGGGGGACGCCAACGACAACGCGCCCUUCGUGCUGUACCCGCCGCAGAACGGCUCGGCGCGCUGCCCCGAGCUGGUGCCCAGGGCGGCCGAGGCGGGCUACCUGGUGACCAAGGUGGUGGCGGUGGACGGCGACUCGGGCCAGAACGCCUGGCUGGCGUACCAGCUGCUCAGGGCCACGGAGCCCGGGCUGUUCGGCGUGUGGGCGCACAACGGCGAGGUGCGCACGGCCAGGCCGCUGAGCGCGCGCGACGCCGUCCGGCACAGGCUGCUGGUGCUGGUCAAGGACAACGGCGAGCCGCCGCUGUCGGCCAGCGUCACGCUGCACGUGCUGCUGGUGGACGGCUUCUCGCAGCCCUACCUGCCGCUCCCGGCCGCGGCGGCGGCCGAGGCCCGGGCCGACCCGCUCACCGUCCACCUGGUGGUGGCCUUGGCGUCGGUGUCGUCGCUCUUGCUGGUGGCGGUGCUGGGGUUCGUGGCGGUGCGGCUGGGCAGGAGGAGCCGGGCCGCGGCGGGGGGCGGCUGCUCGCUGCCCGAGGGCCCCUUCGCGGGCCACCUGCUGGACGUCAGCGGCGCGGGGACCCUGUCGCACAGCUACCAGUACGAGGUGUGUCUGACGGGAGACUCAGGGACCAGAGAGUUCAAGUUCCUUAAACCGGCGAUCCCCAACCUCCCUCACCCGGAACGUAAAAUGGAGGAAAGCCACACUUUUAUGAAUGGCUUUGAGUUCAUUUAGGGAUUUGAUUAUUGUGCAGAACUUUUAUAAUGAGCGCUAUUUCUUUGUAAAAUGUAUUCAUUGUAAUGUAAAAUUCUUUGUUUUGGGUAACUUCAUUUUACUUAGAAUUUUCAGAAGUUUUAAUGAUUUGCUUUCUGCUCUUUUUUAUACUAACUGUGGGAAAAACUAAGGGAGCUAGGAUUUGCUUGAUCUUUCUUCCAAAAUGCAACCUCAAGUAACUUAUUCAAAUAUAUAGCAUUUUCCCUUCAAGCUUAAUGGCACACUAGGCUCAGCCAUAUUCUUUGGGUGUUCUGAGCUCUAGAUCCUCUCACUGAAACAGUUUUUAUAUGUUCGAUAGAGAAAAAUGCAUGGUAUAAAUAAAAACCAUGCAUGGUUUCUAAGAUGUCUUAUUUAGAUUUUUUUUAAAAAAAGCAUAAUCGAUCUUGCCAUUCUACUUUUCUGCCAAAUAUUUCAGAGUAAUUCUUCUGCACUUAGGUUUUUUUUUUUUUUUUUUUAAGAUUUUAUUUAUUUGACAGAGAAAGACACAGCGAGAGAGGGAACACAAGCAGGGGGAGUGGGAGAGGGAGAAGCAGGCUUCCCGCCAAGCAGGGAGCCCCACGCGGGGCUCAAUCCCGGGACCCUGGGAUCAUGACCUGAGCCAAAGGCAGACGCUUAACGACUGAGCCACCCAGGUGCCCUUAGGUAUUUUUCUUUGUAAACAUUUUGAGAAUGGUAUGUAUUGCUGGUAGAUGUUGUAUUAAAAUAAAUUCUAAUCUUGUUUGGAUUAAUAUAUAUAUCCAGCCCACACUUUCAUCUGAGAACUUCCUGAGACUUCCCAAGGGAAGUAAUCACUACUGAGAUGUUUAUUUUACCUUUCUUUACCUCUCUUGGUCAUUUUUUAUUGGUCUUGUUAUAGACUCCUGAUUAAAGUAGGAAUAGUCACAUUCUCCAAGUCCCUAAGUUUGUAAUUAUGAUGUAGUUCAUCUAUUUUUUUUCUUAAUUGCUUGUAACUAGAAAAUAAAUAUUAAGUAUGGGCUGAGGUAGCCAUGUUUACACUUGUGUAGGUUGGCAGCACAGAAUGGCAUGUAGAGAGGGAGGAAAGAAAGGAGAAAUGGAAGGAAGAUGAGAAGGAAUAAGGGAGUGGUAGAGGCAGAAGCCUAAGAAACAAAAGAGACUAAGAGUCACUUGGUUGUAGACCUGUCAGUUCCUGAUUCCAGGGUUCCUAAGUCCCUAUUGUCUAAUUGUCCUUGAGCUCUACAGUAAAACUCCAGUUUCCUAAUAAUAAAACUCCUUUAUUUAACCUA